AUUUUGUGUUCUAAGUCUUAAUUGUUCGAUAUUAACCCUCUAAAAUUAACAAUUGUUCGAUUUGGCCCAUUGUGUUUCAAUUGCUCGAUUUUUUGACCGAAAAAAGUUGUUUCGAUGAUAUUUAGAUGUUAAAAGAAAUAAAAUUAGGGGGUUACAAAUGCAAAAAGAGAUAAAAUUUUGGAACCAAAAUCGAUCAAUUAAAAUUUAAGGGGUUAAAAUCGAACAAUUGUAAAAUUUAAGGGAUUCAAAUUGAGCAAUUUAAACUUAAAGGGGCAAAAACCAAACAAUUUGAAACUUUAGGGUCAAAACAGUAUUUAAUCCUAGUAAUUAUCUCUAUAUAUAUUGCUUUUACUUGGUUCCUUAGUUAUUGAAUUCCUGGAUUCACUAUCAUCAUUAGAUUUUCUUCUUAGAGAUGGAAUCUAUGAUGAUCAAGACAUGGUUGCUGUUACCUAUGCUUUUCUUGUCUGCAAACUAUUUGAUACAAUGUGUCAAUGGAAAACCCCAAGUACCUUGUUUGUUUAUCUUUGGUGACUCUAUGUCUGAUAGUGGAAACAACAAUAACCUUCCUACUGCUGCAAAAGUUAAUUACAAUCCUUAUGGAAUCGACUUUCCAAAUGGCCCAACCGGAAGAUUUACCAACGGACGAACUCAGAUUGACAUAAUAACUCAACUUCUUGGAUUUAAGAAAUUCAUUCCACCAUAUGCAAACCUUAAUGGUUCAGACAUUCUCAAAGGUGUGAACUAUGCAUCUGGUGGAGCUGGAAUUCGUGACGAUACAAGCAAGACUACUAUGGGUUUUGUUUUCAGCUUGGGAUUGCAGUUAGAAAAUCACAGAGUUAUAGUUUCUCAAAUUGCUAGCAAACUUGGAAGUAUUAAGAAAGCGCAACGACACCUUAACAAAUGCUUGUACUAUGUGCAUAUAGGAAGUAAUGACUACAUAAACAAUUACUUUGUUCCCCAAUACUAUCCAACAAGCCAAAUUUAUAACACUGAGCAGUAUGCAGAAGCUCUAAUUCAAGAGUUAUCUUUGAAUUUACAGGCUUUACAUGCUAUUGAAGCAAGAAAAUAUGUGUUGGUUGGGUUGGGCGAUUUGGGCUGCACUCCAAAUGCCAUCAUUACUCAUAAAAGAGAUGGAACUUGUGUUGAUGAGCAAAAUGCAGCUGCAUCAAUUUUUGAUAACAAACUUAAAUCUCUAGUGGAUAAUUUGAAUAAAAAGUUCUCUGCUGAUUCCACAUUCAUCAUCUCAAACAGUUCACUAAAAUCAGCUAACAAGAAUUCAAAUGGUUUUUUGGUAGUAAAUGCUCCUUGUUGUCCAUCAUUGUUGGUUGGUGGAUUGUGUAUUCCUGAUGAAAAGGCAUGCUCUAAUAGGGAUGAAUAUGUGUUUUGGGAUCAAUUCCAUACCACUGAGGCUUGGAAUCAAGUCAUUGCAACAUUGUCUUAUAAUUCAUUUAAGCACCUUGUUGAACAAGAAACUAAGAUGAAAUUGGAGCCUAUAAAUGAGAUCACAUCUCAGCUUAGUGCCUCUAGUUAAAUAUGUUCAAAGUUAUUUGUAUGCAUUCACUUUUUUCCUACCUACAUUUGAAACAAUCUUUGCAUAUCAAAUAACAUUGUUGUAAACUAGAAUAAAAUCAAAUAAGUGUAAUUGUCCAAGAGGGGUCUCAGCUCAGUAGAAAGCAUUUGACUUUAUAUCAAGGGACAUGGUUCACAUAUCACCCGAGACAGUUGUAAAAUGGUCAUUCGACUGUCGUUAUUAAUAAUUAAAUGAAAAUAAGUGUAAUUGAUUGUCUCCCUACAA
This is a messenger RNA of Trifolium pratense (red clover), 1795 nucleotides long. RefSeq names its product GDSL esterase/lipase At1g29660-like. NCBI's taxonomy places the organism in Eukaryota, Viridiplantae, Streptophyta, Magnoliopsida, Fabales, Fabaceae. The transcript is spliced from 5 exons. The coding region runs from base 413 to 1531 and encodes 372 amino acids. Gene Ontology annotation, molecular function: hydrolase activity, acting on ester bonds. The record is from RefSeq and is a predicted model, not a curated record.